Molecule: messenger RNA, 978 nt
Organism: Rotaria sp. Silwood1
Lineage: Eukaryota; Metazoa; Rotifera; Eurotatoria; Philodinida; Philodinidae
Source: the annotation of a GenBank genome assembly
AUGACAGACUCAUUUCUACUUCAUAUUUUUGUGUCCAUUUCAGCACCGUUACGUUCAAGUUCUACUAAUAUUUAUUCGAAUGCAAAAUGGAUACAAAAUGGCCUUACUGUGGCUGGAGGUAAUGGACAAGGCAAUGGAGUUAAUCAGCUCUCUAAUCCACGUGGUUUGUUUGUCGAUGAUAGUCAAAAUAUUUAUAUCGCUGAUCAAGAAAAUCACCGCAUUAUGGAAUGGAAAUAUGGUGCGACAAGUGGUCGAGUGGUUGCUGGCGGAAAUGGUUCGGGCAAGGGAGCUCAUCAGUUAAACAAUCCAUACGAUGUAAUUGUCGAUAAAAAGACAGAUAGUCUCAUUAUCUCUGAUUAUUCCAAUAAAAGAAUAAUUCGAUGGCCUCGUCGAAAUAGUACUAGUGGAGAAAAAAUCAUGUCAAAUAUAUGUUGUAUUGGUUUGACAAUAGAUGAGAAUGGAUCUCUCUACGCUGUUGACUAUGGAAAACAUGAAGUAAGACGAUAUGGAAUUGGUGAUAGUAAAGGAACAAUAGUUGCAGGUGGCAAUGGACAAGGAAAUCGUCUUGAUCAACUUUCUGACCCUUGGUACGUAUUUGUUGAUAGAGAUCAUUCUGUAUACGUGUCUGAUCAUGGAAAUCAUCGUAUAAUGAAAUGGGAAGAAGACGCAGAACAAGGCAUUGUCGUAGCUGGUGGUCAAGGCCAAGGGAAUGGUCUUACACAAUUGUCAUUUCCUUACGGAAUCGUUGUCGAUCAAUUGGGCACUGUCUAUGUGGUUGACCAAGGAAAUAAUCGUAUUAUGCGUUGGCCAAAAGGAGCCACACAAGGAGAUGUUAUUCUUGGUGGAAAUGAUAAAGGAGAACAGUCCAAUCAAUUCAAUUGUCCCUGGGGUUUAUCAUUCGAUCGACAUGGCAAUCUUUAUGUAGUCGAUAAGUGUAAUUAUAGAGUACAAAAAUUUAAUAUCGAUUCAAAUGCAUAG